Messenger RNA from Stylonychia lemnae, 480 nucleotides. NCBI's taxonomy places the organism in Eukaryota, Ciliophora, Spirotrichea, Sporadotrichida, Oxytrichidae. The record is from the annotation of a GenBank genome assembly.
AUGGGUGUAAUAACUUACAACUAGAAGGCUGAGUUAAAAAAGUAUGUGAUCGUUGAAGGAUCUUAGCUUGAUACUAGGGAAUUGAACGAGUUUUAUUAAAAACUAAUUGAGACAAAGAACUAUCCUCAUAGGCAGUUGCUUAUUCAUGAGACUUUGAGAAGAUUUAAUUUAAAAUUUCAGAAAAAUCCAUCACGCAGUAAUAGUUUGGAUAAAAUAAAUAGAAAUGAAGAGGCUAAAUAAACCAGUUUUACACUCAAUAGCUUCAACCCUUAUCUAGAUGAAAGAUAGAGUCCAAAUCAGUCUCUAAGGUCAGUUGGAUCUGAAAUAGAAUCCCAAUUCAGUUACGAGUAAUAACAAUCUAAAUCGUCAAAAAGAAAGAGAGCGUCACCAACACUCAGGACUAAUAGAAAUGAUCUUCAAUAAUCACCUGUCAGAGGAGAUUCAUCAUUCAGAGUAGAGGAAGUAAAUUCAAAUUUCUGA